Molecule: messenger RNA, 2728 nt
Organism: Acanthochromis polyacanthus (spiny chromis)
Lineage: Eukaryota; Metazoa; Chordata; Actinopteri; Pomacentridae
Gene: sspn
Product: sarcospan (Kras oncogene-associated gene)
Exons: 3
Coding region: 445-1119 (224 amino acids)
Cellular component (GO): dystrophin-associated glycoprotein complex; sarcolemma
Source: RefSeq, a predicted model, not a curated record
UAAUGAAGUGUGACCUCCUCUGUGCUGGCUUUUCAUUAACUCAUACCUGCUGAUUUGCCUCUGUACUUUUCCUUUCUCGCCUGUACCGUGAGGACAGCAGAGAGCUCAUCUCAGUGUCGUGUGUUGAAAUCCCCCCUUUGUGUCUUCCUGCCUCCCUUCCCUCCUCUUCCUUUCCUCCUCAGUAUGCUGCCUGCUCUAUAUGUGGCUCUGGAGCCGCUUUAGGAAUCCAGUCCAAAUGUUUUCCAUAUUAGUUCAGAGCCUACUCUGUUUCCAAAUAGCCGCCGAGCUGGGCUUAUGGUGAGAGCAGGCGGGCAGGGAGGGGAAGGGAAGGGAAGGGGAGAAGAGGCAGACGGCAGGCGGUCAGGCUCACCCAACCCCAAACACUGCAACAGUAAAAAAUCGUGAGGACAAAAAGGGAAAAAGAGUGUGAAGACAGGAGGAGAAAUGGGACAGGGGCAGAAAGGUUCCUCAGACAAGACGGAGGGCAAGGACAAGAGACAUGACUUCCCACCACCAGAGGACGGCCAUAAGUGCAGGGUCUGUCGUUUCCCACUGCUCGUCGCCCUGCUCCAGCUGCUGCUGGGGGUGGCAGUCACGGCUGUGGCCUUCCUUAUGUUGGCUAUCAGCCCCUCACUCUCGGCCAGGGAGACGCCACAUUGGGCUGGGAUCAUUUUGUGUUUGGUCUCCAUCCUGGGCUUCAUCCUGUACUGUGUCGCCUACCUGCCCGAUGAGAGGACGUCUAUCCAAUUCAUUGCCAAGUUCCUGUACUUCAUCCUGUGUACAGUCGGACUGGUCAUUUCAGUGCUGGUUAUUGCGUUUGCUGGACACCACUACUCACAGGCCAGCAGCUUCAUCUGCGAACAGGCCGGACAAGACUGUGUGUGCACCCUGGACAAAGAAGAUCCCAUAGCUCGCACCUUUGUCUACGAGGGGGUCAGCGACUGUGAGGUGAUCACAGGUACGCUCACACUCUACUUCCUGCUCCAGAUCAUGCUGAACCUGGCCCAGGCGCUCGUCUGUGCCGUGGGAGCCUUCAUCAUGUGGAAGCACCGCUAUCAGGCGUUCUUCGCUGGCCUUCAGAUCGGCUCUCCCUCCACCCAGCAGUGGCAAAAGGUUUAACAUGAUGAGAAACUCUGCGUUAGAGGGUGAACAAAGUACAGGGACAUCUGCCUUUUGAACGUGUGCCUUAGUGUGUUUUCUUCCUUCUGUAAGUUAUAACAAGAAGUUGUGGUGGUUGUACUAUAAUGGCUUUUUGCACAAUUUUUGUAUAUCAUUUAAGUAACUUUGCUGACAACUAGAAGAGAUGGAGAUGUAAAGACAACUGGACUUUUUUUUUUAGAAAAACAACAAUCAGUCAUUUGGGACAAUAUGUAAUUGCAGGACUUUUUGUAUCAUAGUUGACGUUUUUGCUGUUUUCAGGCCUAAAAUCAACAUGGCCGCUUAUAACCAAACACCACAUUUUUGCUGAAAGAUUCUUCUAAAUAUUAUUAUUAUUGCAAAAAUUUCCUUCAGUUUUAAUUAGUGACAUUUAGCGAUAAUGAUUAGUUGUUUCCGUGGCGUCGCACUGAAUCACUGUUCUCAAUUUGUGAUUUGUAAAGAUUACAUGAUGCCACCUCAAGCUUUAGAAAGCAGCUUUCAUUCAAUGAAAAGGUCAAAUAUUAAACUAAAUGCAUUUAAAAAUAUUAGUAAGAUAUCCUUUAUAAUCUCACUUUAAUGAAAUACUUCAUUACUUUAUUACCUUGUGCUCAAAAAAUCACUUUAUGCCAAAGUUUUUAUUCUGCAUUGUUUACAGCCCAUUUACAGACUUUUGGAAGCAAAAAAAUCAACCUUUUUUUUCUUGCUAAAAUGAAAUUUGGUGGAUUCAUUUCAUGCUUACUCUCUGUUUUGACUCAGCUGUUACUUUAUAAACAGAUAUUGUUUAGAAUCCAUGAAGAAAAAAUAUAGAAAAUUACUUUUCAGCCGAUAGAAGUAAAACCCAGACGUUCCAGUGAGCUAAAAGCUGAUCCUGACAGCAGUAACACAACCUGGGCAGACUACACUUCAUGAGACUGGAACCAGACUGAAUUGGGCUGUGGCUUGCGAAGGUGGAUGCCAGGCCAGUAGCCAGCAUGACUCAAACAGCCUGUAGGCAGCCACAAAGGGAGGGAGGAAGGAGCUGGGGUGAGGAAAGGGGGACUCAGACAGGCAGCUGGACUGAAGUUACUACAUGAUUUCACUGUGUGUGAAUUCUUUUCAUCUUGGAGCACAUGAAGAGAAACAACCACAAAAUUUGAGCUUUGCAUUUAAGAAAUACAGGUUGAUGUUUGUUUCAUUAUUAACCUCACCUGAAGUGCUGACAGCUAUCGCCUACAAUCUACACCUGCUGAGCAGGGAAUGGAAAACGUGAUAGCGUUUCUAUAGCAAAUUAGAUGGAAAAUGCACCCGCAGGUACAGUGUAACUAGUGCAAUGUUACAUCUGCUUAGUCGAUGACAUUUGAUUGACUGAAGGUAAUAUGGAAAUUAUUUCUCGCAGAAGCUUGAAGUGUGAUAUCUGAGAGUGGCUUGUGGUUAAAAAAGAUGCCAGUACAUGCAUUUCCUCUUUCAAGGCUGUCAUCCUGUUUGUGGUUCCAAAUACAAACCUUUUUUUGUCAAUUAUUUGCUGUUUCUUUUUCUUGUUUUGUCAACACACAUAAAUUUAAGGUCAAAAUGUCAAAUAUAUUCAUAUCAAUAAAGUGACUUUUGCAAUUGA